AUGUGAAAGAAAAAAAUGCCGCCGAAAACUGGAGCUGGAGCUGGAGCUGGGAGCGCAAGCAAGAAGGCUGGAAAGGCACAGAAGAGCAUCAACACUGGCGAAAACAAAAAGAGGCGCAAGGCCCGGAAGGAGAGCUAUUCCAUCUAUAUCUACAAAGUGCUGAAGCAAGUCCAUCCAGACACUGGGGUGUCAUCGAGGGCGAUGGGCGUCAUGAACAGCUUGGUCAAUGACUUAUUCGAGCGCAUUGCCUCCGAAGCAUCGCGUUUGGGUCACUACAACAAAAAGAGCACCAUCACAAGUCGCGAAAUCCAAACGUCUGUGCGUCUACUGCUGCCGGGAGAGCUGGCCAAGCAUGCCGUUAGUGAGGGCACCAAGGCCGUCACCAAGUACACCAGCUCCAAGUAAAUGUUUUUCACAUCACUGCAGAUUAAAAUAAGGAAUGUACGAGUAAAUUGCAACCCAAUUAGGCUCUUGUUUGGCAGGGCCAAAAACGUUAGUCAUUUAAUAUACUAAGAAACAAAUAAGAAAUAAAUGAAUAUAUAUGUGAAA
Molecule: messenger RNA, 549 nt
Organism: Drosophila obscura
Lineage: Eukaryota; Metazoa; Arthropoda; Insecta; Diptera; Drosophilidae
Product: histone H2B-like
Exons: 1
Coding region: 16-405 (129 amino acids)
Cellular component (GO): nucleosome
Molecular function (GO): DNA binding; structural constituent of chromatin; protein heterodimerization activity
Source: RefSeq, a predicted model, not a curated record